Drosophila sechellia is the source of this 806-nucleotide messenger RNA. Its product is annotated as tropomyosin-1. The transcript is spliced from 3 exons. The record is from RefSeq and is a predicted model, not a curated record. Bases 82 to 771 code for a protein of 229 amino acids. Lineage: Eukaryota; Metazoa; Arthropoda; Insecta; Diptera; Drosophilidae.
AAAAGAAAACACAACCCAAAAAGCACGGAAAACGCACAUUGCUCAACGAAUUUUUAUAAUUUAAAAAGAAUUCUCUAUAAAAUGGCCGAUCAUAACGAAGAUGAAGCUGUUGGCGGUGACCGAAACAACAAUAUCACAGCCAGUGGGCAGGAGGAAGUGCGUCUGCCGGAGCAGCCGCAGAACGAACUGCUGGACAUGGUUUUCACGUUGGAAAGCGAAAAACAGGCACUGCUAGAGGAGUCUCGCAAGCGGAUCGGAGCACUCCGCAAAGACUUUGAGGAAGCCAAGGUGGAAAAUGAGCGGUUAAAGCGGCGUGUGGUCCAGUUGGAGCAGUCGCUCAAGCAGUCCGUCAUGCUGGGCGGCACAGAUGCUCCCAAAUCACGACAAGAGCAGGAGGAGCUGCUUCUAAAGGCCAAAACCCUGCUGUUCGAGAAGACCAAGGUGAACAAACAGCAGGAGCAGCAGAUAUCAGUGCUUAGGACACAAGUGGACUCGAUUAAGGAUGUGCUGCAGGUGACCAAGGAUAUGUUGCAGCUAAAGACCGCCGAAUGUGAUCACACGCAGGCUCGUCUGGAGAAGAGCCAGCAGUGGAUCAAGGCGGAGCAAGACAAGUGUGUGCUCACGGAGAAGAAACUAGCUAUCUCCAAAGGAGUGUAUGACAAGCUGCGUUCGGAGUACGACACGCAGUCACAGAUAUUCAAGGAUCUUAAGUCCGCGUACGAGCAGAAGGUCAAGGUUCUCACAAAGGCUUUGGCAGAAGCCAAGAAAUAGCUGAACUAUUUAAUAAACUACGUUAAUUAAAUGCA